Messenger RNA from Amphimedon queenslandica, 810 nucleotides. Its product is annotated as sorbitol dehydrogenase-like. NCBI's taxonomy places the organism in Eukaryota, Metazoa, Porifera, Demospongiae, Haplosclerida, Niphatidae. The transcript is spliced from 3 exons. The coding region runs from base 63 to 437 and encodes 124 amino acids. The record is from RefSeq and is a predicted model, not a curated record. Gene Ontology annotation, molecular function: L-iditol 2-dehydrogenase (NAD+) activity. Gene Ontology annotation, biological process: D-sorbitol catabolic process.
AAAAAUCAGAGACGGUUCAUGUAACGUUAACUGGAAGUCGAUGUCCCCGUACACUAUUCAAUAUGGCCGCAACAAUGGAAGGUGGAAAGAAUAUUUGUGCUGUUCUGAGAGCUAAAGGAGACUUACAAUUGGAAGAAAGAGUCAUUCCCAAGGCUGGGAAGGGAGAGGUGCUCCUAAGAAUGAAAUCAGUUGGUAUCUGUGGGAGUGAUGUUCAUUAUUGGACCGAGGGGAGGAUUGGUGAUUUCAUACUCAAAGAGCCGAUGAUAAUGGGACACGAAGCUAGUGCCGUAGUGGUGGAGACUGGGGAGGGUGUCAGCCAUCUCAAACCAGGUCAGAUAUUAGUAGCAUACAAGCUAGCGUAUUGUGCAAGAUAUUUCUGUAUUGCCUGGGAUAUGUAUGCUUGUGUGUUUGAUUCUGUUUGCACUAUGAUUAUCUAAUGCUGUAUGCUCUUGUUGGAGGUGGGGCUCAUUUAUUGACUGCAGCUGCUUGUACAUGUACGUGUAGAGUAUGAUAGUAAACAUCAUCAAGAGUAAGUAAUUAUCUGCUCUUGACAUCAUGUAAUUAGAUCAAUUGGUAGACAUUAGUGAGUACGGACAUAAAAGCCAUAACAGUUCUACUUUACGAAUAUGUCAAAACAAUAAACAAGAUGGUUUUUUAAAUCGUCAUAGAUGUGUCUACAUUGUAUAUGUAUGGUGGUUUUUGAAAAUGGCUUCUCUUUUCUAAAACCAAGCUGUUGGUUUUAGCUCCUAAACCUUCCUUUAUAACUUCAAUUCUUUUUCUUAAACAUCUCCUAGUCUAGAAUAUCUUACU